Colletotrichum acutatum is the source of this 1073-nucleotide messenger RNA. RefSeq lists its product as uncharacterized. The coding region runs from base 62 to 718 and encodes 218 amino acids. NCBI's taxonomy places the organism in Eukaryota, Fungi, Ascomycota, Sordariomycetes, Glomerellales, Glomerellaceae. The record is from RefSeq and is a predicted model, not a curated record. The transcript has 2 exons.
UUAAUCCAACAACCAACAACUUCGUUUUCACGAAAACCCACCCCCAAUAACUCUAUUCAAGAUGCGUUACGCUGCUGUCGCCCUCGCCGUCGCUGGUGCCGUCAUGGCCACCGCUGACGAGCCCGCCUCCACCGUCUUCUCCACCAAGUACUUCACCAUCACCUCCUGCGCUCCCGAGGUCACCAACUGCCCUGCCCGCAGCACCGUCGUCUCCUCCAGCGUCGUGGCCGUCCCCACCACCCCUGCCGUCUCUGUCACCGAGUCCGGCGUCAAGCCCACCGCCACCGCUCCCGUCGUCGUCGUUCCUCCCCCCUCCGGCGGCAACAGCACCGCUCCCCCCUCCGUCCCCGCGGUCCCCAAGCCCACCACCGAGAGCGGUGCUAAGCCCGUCCCCGUCACCACCGGCGGCGUUGCUCCCUCCGUCUCUGCCCCCGCCACCCUGGCCACCAGCGCUGCUGCCUCCGUCUGCGGUGGAAGCUCCGUCAAGACCAUCUCUACCAGCGUCACCACCGUCAUCCCCACCGUCAUCUACGAGACCGUCCAGAUCCCUUGCCCUACCCCCAGCAAGCCCUCUGCGACUAUCCCUGGUGUCCCUACCGGUGGCAACGGAACUGCUGUUCCCCCCACCAAGACCCCCGUUACCGCCGGUGCCGCUGGUCUGACCGGCUCCGCCAUCCUGGCCGCCGUCGCCGGUGUUGCCGCCUUUGCCUUCGCAUAAAUUCCUUCUUCUGGACAUCUCUUCUGAGGAAAAGCCAACCAAGGCUACGGCAGUUUACGAUCAAAUCUAACGGGUGUUCUUUUUUGCUGGGGAGUCUUAAGAGGAAAUGUAAAAAGAGCCCUUUCUUCUCUUUGUACAUUGUAUCUUAACGGAAUGCAAAAAAAUACCAUUUGUACCUAAUCUUCUAAUUGUAUUUGGGGGACGUCUGGGAUGAGCAAAGUUGAAGUCGCCUUGCGAUUGAGACAUCGAGCGCGAGGGACUUUAGCUUGGUUCACUCCCGACGACCUGGCUUUAACGACGAAGUGUUUGGGGAAAACCUAUCUUUACCAAAAGUGAUGAUUCGCAAUGUGACAUU